GUCUACACCUGCACAUCAUAGCAACACACCGGAGAAAUCUAAAGAAGAAAAAAAAUUCGUCGGGAAUGGCCCCUAAGACUUCCGGAAUCGAAUUCUACGAGCGCGACGAGUCAGGGAGGAUCACCGCAACCGCCACGUAUGUACCCGGUGGGGGUGGAGAUGGGGUUGAAGUCAUCGUUCCGGAGAGGAGUCGUGGUAGUCGUGCUCGUGGUGUUGAUUAUUUGUUGGAUCUUGUCAACGUGUUCCUUCCGGCGGGCUAUCCCGCGAGUGUGUCGGAGGAUUAUAUUGGGUAAGUCAUAGGGAAGAAGAAUAUCGUAUUUCAUUUCAUUUUGUUUUCUUAUGAUUUCCUGUUUUACGAUUUUGCUUUUUCGGAAUCAUCCCUUCGUGGCCCCCCUGCCCUGCUCCUCGUAAGGCGGGGGCUCUACGGUAUUCCUUCUCGAAGCUUUGUUCACGGCUGUUUUUUUGUUCAGUUGGCGGUGAAAGUGUGGCUUUAUUGGGCUGGCUGGUUGGUCUGUGUGUAAGGCGUGCUUGCCCACCAGUAUGUCUUGCGUAUCCCGCGGUACCAUUGGCGCUGCUGAUGCUGCCACUGGAAUGAGCCCCCUUCCUCCGGUCCCCAUCUUACGCCGCGGUUCAAUUAUAUCGCCGUUGUGCAGGGAAUGAGUAACAGUGAUUUGAGAGCUUCCAUUCUUUUCCCCUCCCUCCUUUGAGUGAUGGAUGAGUGAGUGAGAGCAUGUGUGUGAGGGAAACAAAUAGCUAACUUAACAUUGUUCCUCUUGCUUCUAAUUCGGGAUAGAUACCAGAUAUAUGUGAGACAUUUGUUAUGAAGAAAUUUGAACCUCCAUUAUCAUAUAACGGCAAGGCUAAAACAUGUAUUGUCAGGAUUCUUUGCAGGCCUUCUCCUCAUCUAUCGCUGGCCUAUUGAGUUCGAGAGCUGUCCUUGAGGGAUUCGGCGUCGGGGAUGCGAAUGCUUCCGCUACUGGUGCUUUGCUGCUGACGAUUGCUCAGGACUGCGUAAGUCGGUUGGCGACGAUAUUAUUCGCCCACCGAUUUGGCCCGGCGUUGGAGGCGGAAACCAAACGCUACCGCCUGGCAGCGGAUGUGUUCAACGAUUCAGCCAUGAUCUUGGACUGCCUUUCGCCAGCGUUCCCAAGAUCUGUCCGGAUCUUAAUGCUGUGUUGUUCAGGGUCCCUGAGGGCAGCCUGCGGAGUGGCUGGUGGGGGCUCAAAGGCGAGCUUAAGUGUGCACUUUGCUCGUAGUGGGAACGUGGGGGAGUUGAAUGCCAAGGAUUCGAGUCAAGAAACGGUGAUUGGUUUGAUGGGAAUGCUGGCAGGCAGCUUUGUCGUAUCGCAUAUUUCCUCCACGUGGGCAACAUGGAUAUCCUUGACGCUUCUCCAGGCGGUUCACCUAGGCACCAAUUUUAAGGCUGUGACUGCCGUAGCGCUUCGUACACUGAACCGCCAGAGGGCCAACAUCGUUUGUUCGGCCUUCUUCGAUACCGGAGAAAUAUUGACGCCCCGGCAGGCUGCGCGACACGAGCGAAUUUUCGAGAAGGAUGGGGUUUUGAGAUGGGGUGGAUCUGGGGUUCUUGGAAACGCCGAAAUCGGCGUCAAGUUGACGGCGCUGAUCCGCUCGCUUCGUCAAUCUCCGGAGCGCAAGAAGGAGGGGGAGGGGGAGGGCGUCAGCCCCGUCGAACUCGCGAGCGUAUUCCAGAACGAGAAAUACCUACUGUGGUACGAUGUUCAGAGACGCUUGGUCACGAUAUGUCUCAAGGAGAAGGUUAGCCCCGAGGAACAGCUCAAAUCAUGGGUGCACGCCCUUGUCCUGGCUAGGGAGAUACGCCACCACUGGCCCAAGGAAGGGGCCGACAAUUCAAACAGGCCAUCUCAGCAGGCGUUACUGGAUACUGUCAGGAGAUCAUUGGACGAUAUAGGCAUGUCCUUCACGCCUAUGCUAGGGAGGUUGAAGGGAGCUGGGUGGGACCUGGAUGCGGCAGUGUUGGAGACGGUGCCCGGCUAUCGGGUUAGUAUACGCCCUGUAGAGAUCACAGGCGCAGGGAAAGACAGGGAUGACGCGAUUGCGAAAGGGGGAGAAGCAAAGAAAGAUCUUUGAGAGUGGAAAAGCAAAAAAGAAAACAGAAGGAAAAGGGGGAUGAUUUGGGUUGUGUGAGGGGCAUGAGUCGGGUGGAAUUGUAAAUUUACAGUAUCAU
Molecule: messenger RNA, 2206 nt
Organism: Tuber melanosporum (Perigord truffle)
Lineage: Eukaryota; Fungi; Ascomycota; Pezizomycetes; Pezizales; Tuberaceae
Exons: 7
Coding region: 868-2109 (413 amino acids)
Source: RefSeq, a predicted model, not a curated record